AUGUCGCGGCGAAGUCCCAUUAUAGUGGUCACUGGCGCGAAUGGAGGUGUAGGCUUCGGUAUAUGUCACCGGCUGCUCAUUCAGCUUUGCCAGCCGUGUCCUAGUGAUGCCAAGCCUGCGCCUGCCUUGGGAAACAAAGACGUCGAGGAUGGUAUAGAGCCUUGCGAGAGUUUGACGUUAAUCAUGGCCUGCAGGAGUGUAAAGCGGGGGGAAGCUGCUCGUGCACAACUCUUUCGACUAUUGGACGAGCACCUGGCCAAGGUGCAGCAGUCGCCGGAGGAUAUCGCGUACGCGAAGCGAUUUCGAAAGAAUGUUCGCAUUGAUCUGCAUUAUUCGGACCUGGCCUCUGUGAGCACUAUUCUCCGACUUGGUGCAGAGCUGCGACAAAAGUACCCGUAUAUAUCACAUAUAAUAUGCAACGCUGGGCUUGCAAGCUUCAUCGGUAUUGACUGGGCACUUGCCAUCCGCCGAGUAUUGACCAACCUUGUUGAUGCGGUCACCAACCCGGAUUAUAACCUGCAAAAUUGGGGCGAGCGGAGCGUAGAUGGACUUGGGUGGGUUUGGCAAUGCAAUGUGUUUGGUCAUUAUUGCCUAUUUCGCGAGCUGGAGCCCGCUCUACAAAAGUCUCCGGAACGCCCUCGUGUAUUGUGGAUGUCAUCGCUGGAGGGCCGCCCGGGUUACUACGAAGCUGAGGAUUGGCAAUUGCUCAAGACACAGCAUUCGUAUCAAGCAUCCAAAUACCAAAUGGACCUCAUUGCGACCAUCCUCGAUCGACGCGUUCUGAAGGGAUCGGACGGCUCGAACACACCUAGACAUCUGAUCAUACACCCCGCUGUGACCCAUACCAACGUCUCACACGCUUUGGCGUCGGGAAUAACGGACUUUCUGAAGGUUAUCAGCUUCUAUCUUGCGCGUUUCCUGGGAUCCCCCAACCACCCGAUCCACCCGUACAAGGCCGCAAUCUCAGCAGUCCAUGUAUCCCUUGUUGCUCUUGCUUUCUUGCCUACCGCCCUCUCCUUCUCUACAGCUGGAGUGAAGGGGAAUACAAUGCCCAAAGGCCCAACGCCAAUCAAAAUCGGGUCCGAAACGGAUUGGUGGGGACACGAGCGGGUUGGUGUCGCACCAGUGCUGGAAUGGGACGAACACGAGCAAGAAGCCGGCGAGUUGGUCAAAAAGUGCGAGGCGUUGUACACGUCUCUGCGCGAGGCUGAGGGUGAGCUCUCCUUUGAGCAAGCCACUGAGCAUAUGUAG
Molecule: messenger RNA, 1251 nt
Organism: Pleurotus ostreatus (oyster mushroom)
Lineage: Eukaryota; Fungi; Basidiomycota; Agaricomycetes; Agaricales; Pleurotaceae
Exons: 5
Coding region: 1-1251 (416 amino acids)
Cellular component (GO): endoplasmic reticulum membrane; mitochondrial outer membrane; lipid droplet
Molecular function (GO): 3-beta-hydroxysteroid 3-dehydrogenase (NADP+) activity
Source: RefSeq, a predicted model, not a curated record